Molecule: messenger RNA, 5070 nt
Organism: Polyodon spathula (Mississippi paddlefish)
Lineage: Eukaryota; Metazoa; Chordata; Actinopteri; Acipenseriformes; Polyodontidae
Product: DIS3-like exonuclease 2
Exons: 21
Coding region: 16-3429 (1137 amino acids)
Biological process (GO): miRNA catabolic process
Cellular component (GO): P-body; exosome (RNase complex)
Molecular function (GO): 3'-5'-RNA exonuclease activity; RNA binding
Source: RefSeq, a predicted model, not a curated record
UGCUGUUACGAGUUCAUGCCGGUGAAGUCUUCCCCGGAACAAAACCUUACUCUGCAAACUUGUGAAAGAGAGAUUGGUGGAACAGACACAAACCGAUUCGUUUUAAAAGGCUCAAACCAGUACAGCAUGGAGCAUCGCAGACAGACCAAGGGCUGUAACCCAUCUCGGGAGUUCAGAGGUGGGCAGAACCACAUGGCAGCACCCCAAAAGGACGCCUACUCCAGGCUGCUAAGCCAGCACCACAGCAGCAAGUUCCGUUCCUACCUCAACCAGUUUGCCCAGCAGCAGCAACAGAUAGAGGAAAGCCAUGGGCUCGCUGUUUCCGACCCCAUCCCAGACACCUCGGAAGCUCGUUCACGGAAAGGGGAAAACGAGAUGAGGGAGACUGGGGCUAGGAAUGGGUACUCCGCUUCCCCAAAUAAGGGGGCGCAAGCUGAGAGCACCCUUUCCCUGUAUAUGAAGAAACUGAAUGAACAUGGGGAAGCUGGGGAGACCGUGUCGGUACAGCAGGGCAUGGCUGUCAGGCAGAGGCACAGCAAAAGGAAGGAUACCAACACCAGCCAGGAUGGAGACGUGGAAUCUGGGGGUGAGGGAAAACAGACGGGCUCAAAGACUCGGCAUCACGAUGCUUCUUCAUUCAGGGGGCCUUCUGUGGAAAUACCAAGGCUGCCGGAUACCACUGGGAACAAAGGGAUGGCCCGUUCUCCAAGACGAGGUGCUGUUUUCCCAAACCACAGCAGCGGUGGAGGCCCUGAGAGCGUGCAGGAGCAGGACAAGAAGAAAAAAUUGAAGAAGACUCAGAAGAAAGGCCGUCGUGACUUGAGGCAGGACGGGUCUGAAUGUUCGGAUGGGGAUUUGGUGCCUGCAGGGCAGGUUCCACGUAGUGCUGAGAAGCAGUCUCUCUCUGAUAGAAUGACUGCAAGCCAGUCCCCAGGUAGAGGCUCCGGUUCUAAUGUGACUCCCAGUGACAAUGGUAGACACAGGAACAAUCCAGGCAGAGGAAGGAAGAGGCAAGUGUUUGAACCUUACAUGACACCUCAGGAUGUGUCCGCAGGACUGAAGAGAUCGGAGCUUCUUCAGGGUCCGUUGAGAAUUAACCCCAAAAAGUACCAUGAGGCCUUCAUUCCUUCUCCUGAUGGGCUCCGGGAUAUCUUCAUUGACGGGAUUGUGCCUCGGAACAGAGCUCUGAACGGCGACGUGGUCGUGGUCAAACUCCUCCCGAGAGAGCAGUGGAAGGUUAUUAAGCCAGACAAGGAGGGGGAGACUGUGAGUGAAUCUGAUGCCCCUGGUGGCCUCAGUGAGCGGGCGGGCAGUGCAGCUCCAGGCAGCAUUACAGUAGAAGGAGGAGGCAGUCCGGGUCUCAUCACUGAGGCACGGUUUGACGGUGACAAGGAUGGGCCAGGAUCCAGUCUGCUUCAUAGCAGCAUGAAGAAGUUAAACCUCAACAUAGCAGUUUCAGCUUGUACUGAAAAUGGUGGAACCUCGACUUCAAAGCCUGGCGCAAUCGAUUCCAGAAAUCUUGCCGAUAAGUUUCUUCAAAGGACUGCAAAAGUGGUGUAUAUUGCAGAGAAGAAACACUCUCGAGCUGUGACUGGGUUCCUAAAGUUCCUGCCUGACAAGGAGUUUGCCAUGUUCUCUCCGGUGGACCACAGAGUGCCGCGGGUGAACGUGCCGCUGCCAGACUGUCCUGAGAACUUCAGCACCCGCGCUGCCGACUACGCCAACACCCUGUUCGUCUGCCGCAUCACGGAGUGGCGCGACGACAGCAAUUUUGCAGAAGGGCGGCUUGCUAAAAGCCUUGGACAGGCAGGAGAGAUUGAACCUGAGACAGAAGGCAUUCUGAUAGAGUAUGACGUGGAUUUCUCAGAGUUUUCCAAAGAGGUUCUAGGUUGUCUUCCACAGUCUCUUCCCUGGACGAUCCCUGCAGAAGAAUUCAAAAGGAGAAAAGAUUUAAGGAAGACAUGCGUAUUCACUAUUGACCCAGCCACAGCCAGAGAUCUGGAUGAUGCCUUGUCCUGCGAGCCCCUCCCAGAUGGAAACUUUGAAGUCGGAGUUCAUAUUGCAGAUGUCAGUUAUUUUGUGGAAGAAGGAGAUGCCCUGGAUUCCAUUGCUAGCAGAAGAGCUACCAGCGUCUACCUGGUGCAAAAGGUGAUCCCCAUGCUGCCCAGGCUCCUGUGUGAAGAGCUGUGCAGUCUGAACCCCAUGACUGACCGGCUGACGUUCUCUGUGAUCUGGAAACUCACUCCGCAGGGGAAGAUCCUAGACGAAUGGUUUGGGCGCACAGUUAUCCGCUCAUGUGUGAAGCUGAGUUACGACCACGCUCAGAGCAUGAUCGAAGCCCCGGAGAAGCUCUUCUCUGAGGAGGAGCUGCCCCCUUUCUCCCCAGAGCACCCCGUGGAUGAGAUCCACCAGGCUGUGCUGAACCUGCACAGCAUCGCCAAGCAGCUCCGUAAGCAGCGCUUCGAGGGAGGAGCCCUGCGGCUGGACCAGUUGAAAUUAUCCUUCACUUUGGAUCGGGAGAGUGGGAUGCCCCAAGGGUGCUACGUCUACAAGUACAGAGACAGCAACAAGCUAGUGGAGGAGUUCAUGCUUCUGGCGAACAUGGCCACGGCCCAUCAGAUCUACCGGUCUUUCCCGGACCAGGCACUGCUCCGGCGCCACCCUCCCCCCCAGACCAAGAUGGUAGAUGACCUGCUGGAGUUCUGUGACCAGAUGGGGCUGAAGCUGGACUUCAGCUCUGCAGGAGCUCUCAAUAGAAGCUUGAAUGACGGAUUGGGCCUGGACGAAUACAGCAGUGCAAGAAAGGAGGUCCUGACUCACAUGUGCUCUCGCCCAAUGCAGAUGGCUGUGUAUUUCUGUACUGGGGUCCUGAAGACGGAGGCACUGUUCAGACACUACGCUCUGAACGUUCCCUUCUACACCCACUUCACCUCCCCGAUCAGGCGCUACGCUGACAUCAUCGUGCACAGACUACUGGCUGCCUCGCUGGGCUGUGGGCCCCGAGUGAGCUUGUGUCAGAAUGACGUGCAGAAGCAGGCAUCCCAUUGCAAUGACAAGAAGAUGGCCUCCAAGCGAGUGCAGGAGCUCAGCGCGGACCUCUUCUUCGCUGUCUUCGUCAAGGAGUCUGGCCCCCUGGAGUCUGAAGCCAUGGUGAUGGGAGUCCUGGACCAGUCUUUCGACGUGCUGGUGUUGAGAUACGGCGUGCAGAAGCGCAUUUACUGCAAUGCUCUCCCACUCCGGGAUUUCCAUUUCCGUAAAGUGGGAAAGAAGCCGGAGAUGACGCUGAUCUGGGCAGUGGAGUCUGAGGCGGAGGAACCAGUACAGCAGGAGCUCUCAAUUUUCACGCUGGUGGAUGUAGUGUUGAAGGCUGAAGGCCCCAUGAAAUACAGCGCCAUUUUGAAACGACCGAGUGAGGAGAUGUCAUUCUGAAAUGACCGAGUGAGAUGAUGUCAUUCUGAAACAACCGAGUGAGAUGAUGUCAUGAAAUUCUGAGAAGGAAAAUACCACAGCCUCCCCUGUAUGGAGUUUCCAAAAGCUACUUGGAAAAGAAAAAAACAAGUAUAGAAAAAGAACAACAAAGGGAUGAUGCACGCUUUGUGUUUUAAAUAACAGUUUUUAAAGUGUUUUAAGUUUGUUUUGGCGCAACUUACCUGUACAGCACCUAUUUUAUCUAUUUAUUUAUUUUAUGUUCUUAAGCUAUGUUUUAACAGCAUUAUCCACAGUGGCAGGAGAACUGAAACAAAAAUGAGUGUUCACAGGUCAAUGCAACCUUUUAUUCAGUGAAGACAUCUCCCAAACCCUUACAGGGCAGGACACACAAUGCCAGCUCCAGAAGGGUACAGGUUCUGUAGUGGCUAGCUGUUUGUAGAGCUGCUGGGAAAGGCUAACGUUUUGCUAAUCCCUAUUGUAUGAUUUUAAAUUUUUAAAUGCUGUAAUUAAAUUCGGGGUGCGUCUUUAUUUUUAGGUAAUACAUUUCUAAUCUAAUAGACAACGCUCCUUAGUUUUCCACCGUGAACAGUUUGUGCUUUCCCUUUGCCACUGGAACAGGAUAACCGUUUGUGCGUCUCCAACUUUGCCUGCUGUAGUAACAGUGUGUUUCGUCUCUCCAGCUUCCUGUUCUCUCAUCAGUCUGGGUGGUAAGUGGUGGUGGGCGGGUAUAGGUUCUUGCCCUUAAUUUUGUGUUUAUGUACGUUAUUUAAUUCCAGGUGUAUGCACUGUUGAGGUAUGACUUUAAAGAACAACUGGGUAUUGUGUUUUUUUUUUUUUUUGUUGCACUCCUGUGAGUGAAAUUAGAUCUGAACCAAAUGUCGAUAAUAACCGCUGUAACCCCUAAGCCACCUAACUAAUGUGUCUCUUGGAUUCAGGAGCAGCUGCUGUAUUUGAAGAACACGUUUGUUAGCCUUCAAGUCAAAGCCAUUAAUAUGGGACGCAAGUGCAUUUUUUUUUUAAUAAUUAUUAUUGGUUUGAUAUUCCUUCAACAAUUUGAUUAAAUGUAAUUGCUAGGUGCAGAAAAACGGAUUGUGACCUGAAUAGUCUUUUAAAAUUACUUUUUGGGAUUCAAAAUGUGGUACUAGCUUAUUACAAUUACAUUUUGACAUUUCCUGGCAGGUUACUUUUUUUAUAUAAUAAAUUAAACUUUCUGAGAAGGUUGCAUUUAAAAUGAUUUAAUUAAAACAUUGUGGUAGGUGGCACAGCUAUGUUUUUACCAAGAAAAAAAUGCUUUAAAAUACAUACAUACAUACAUGCAUGUGUUACUCCUUAUUCUGCACAGCUUGUCUGCCUGACUGUGUAUGAAAUGCAGAUUAAAGAAUGCUAAACAUCAGCUGUAACGAUAAUGUCCAACUAACUUUCUGGUGUAAACUGUGUGUGUAUGUACUCAAAACACAGGAUAUUUAUUGUUGUUGUUGUUAUUAUAACAUUAAUAGACAUUAAACCAAAAAAAAAUUGAAAAAACUGCAGUGGUGCUUGUGAUGAGACGUUAUCAUUCUGAUGUGGUUGUAAAUGUAAUGUACAUUUCUGUUACCAGGCAAGUUAAUCAGCAGCUCAAUGUCAUACAAUAAACAACUUUGA